CAUUCCGCACCAUACAUAUCCACACCCACACAAUGGCAGCACCAGCAUCAAGGCGAGGCGCCUUCCAGCUGCUCACCGGUUCGUUGCGCAUAUCACAACGCAGCUUCUCAUCGUCGCGCAUCAACGCCGCCUUCGCCAGCCCUCCACGACAAUCUACAACCACCGACACCGCGGCAAAGCCUGCCGCCACCACUGCAACAACAUACAAAUCCGCUGCGCCUGCCGCACCAAGAACAAUCACCCCCUCCUUCCCCGCCAAAGAACCUCCCGUGCCAACCUCGCGCAGCACCGCCGCCGCAGCCGCCACAAACGGCCAGCGCAGCCUCACCGAGGGUCUCUCUGAUGCGCCCGCCGAGAUCGAAGGCGUCGCAGCGCACGACUGGACGCGAUCGUACCACGGUCUAGGCAGCGUGCCUUUCUCUCCUGAGCAGGCUGAGACGCUUCUCGCGCCCGUGAACAGCGAGGAUGUCGAGGUCAAGCCUGAUGGGAUAUUGUAUCUGCCGGAGAUCAAGUACAGGCGGAUAUUGAACAAGGCAUUUGGACCUGGUGGGUGGGGUUUGGCGCCGAGGGGGGAGAGUAUUGUUACGGCCAAGUUGGUGACGAGGGAGUAUGGUAUGGUUGUGCAGGGCCGACUGGUCUCGAUAGCGCGCGGCGAACAGCAGUACUUCGAUCCGGACGGCAUUCCCACCGCGACUGAGGGAUGCAAGUCCAACGCCUUGAUGCGCUGCUGUAAAGACUUGGGUAUCGCAAGUGAGCUGUGGGAUCCUAGGUUCAUUCGCGAGUUCAACAAAAAGUUCACAAAGGAGGUGUGGGUUGAGCAUGUCGCGACGAAGAAAAAGAAGAAGAUCGUCAUCAGGAAGGACGAUGUUGUCAAGUACCCGUUCAAAGAGAGCAAGAUGGGCGCAUAGAGGAAUGCCCACGAAUUAUAGAUGGACAGGCCACGCGAAAAGAUGAUGCAUAUCAAGGCGUUUCGGUUGAGCGAAGAAGUUGUACAUAUACUGUAGCGUAUGGAGUCAUCCGUCUCCAAAGUCAUACACAUUCUCAGCCACCACUAGAAGCUUGCGUUCUGACAAAGACCAUCGCUGCAGCCAGCAAGAUACCUCGCCCGCAUGUGAGUGUUGGACUUGAGAUUGAGGAGCAGACCAUAACCCACGUCUCCUGGGUCUAUUCACAAAAGCCCUGAACAGUCACUACCAGGAGGUCCCAACACUCACUAAUAAUUCACAAACCAU
Didymella exigua CBS 183.55 is the source of this 1232-nucleotide messenger RNA. RefSeq names its product Mgm101p-domain-containing protein. Bases 33 to 908 code for a protein of 291 amino acids. Lineage: Eukaryota; Fungi; Ascomycota; Dothideomycetes; Pleosporales; Didymellaceae. The record is from RefSeq and is a predicted model, not a curated record. The transcript is spliced from 3 exons. Gene Ontology annotation, cellular component: mitochondrial nucleoid; mitochondrial chromosome. Gene Ontology annotation, biological process: interstrand cross-link repair; recombinational repair. Gene Ontology annotation, molecular function: single-stranded DNA binding.